UAUGCUGUUGCUGCUGCUUGGCGAGCUGCCUGGAGGAUCAGCUGCAGGACAGCAAGAUUGUCAAUGGGACUGUCGCCGCCAAGGGCGAGUUUCCCUACGCAGUAAGGCGCUCCAACAAUGUAGUAGUGUCUCCUCUUUAAAUAACUUUUAUUGCUUUUCUCAGGUAUCGCUUCGUCGCUCCAAGAGUGGACAUCAUUCCUGUGGGGGCACCUUGCUCAAUGCUGGCUGGGUGUUAACGGCGGCGCAUUGUGUGCGUUCUGCAAAUCCUCAAGAUGUGAAUGUACAAUAUGGCAGCAAUAUCAUCGCACGCAAUGCCACACAGUUGGCCAUGGUGCAGGCCAUCUUUGUGCAUCCCGGCUACGAGCCGCAGAAUAAGCAUUUCAAUGAUAUUGCCCUGUUGCAGCUGCAGCAACCGUUGAUCCUUGAUGCUCUGGUGCAGCCAGUGCGUUUACCGAGUGCCGAACAAAUGACGCUGGCCAAUAGCAGUGUUGUGCUCGCCGGAUGGGGUUUAAAUGCCACUGGCGGCGUUGUGCAGCAUCAGCUUAUGAAGGUUCAGCUGCAGGCGUUUAGCGAUCAGGAUUGCAGCAACCUGCAUCAAGUUCAACUCCAUGCCACUCAGCUGUGCGCCGGAGUUCCCGAGGGCGGCAAGGGACAGUGCAGCGGUGACUCUGGUGGUCCGCUCUUGCUCGCCGGCAGCGACACUCAAGUGGGCAUUGUGUCGUGGAGCAUUAAGCCCUGCACUCGUCCUCCCUAUCCGGGUGUCUUCACCGAGGUCUCGGCAUAUGUGGACUGGAUUGUGGCAACUGUGGCCACGGCUCCGAAUAAUGAUCCCGCAACGUCGCAGCUCUGGAUUGGUGAAUUGAUUGUGGCACGUGUGCCGCCGCCACUUGUAGCGUAG
Messenger RNA from Drosophila nasuta, 898 nucleotides. Its product is annotated as trypsin-1. The coding region runs from base 2 to 898 and encodes 298 amino acids. The record is from RefSeq and is a predicted model, not a curated record. The transcript has 2 exons. Gene Ontology annotation, biological process: proteolysis. Gene Ontology annotation, molecular function: serine-type endopeptidase activity. Lineage: Eukaryota; Metazoa; Arthropoda; Insecta; Diptera; Drosophilidae.